CACGCUGCUGUGCCCUGUCUCGUCUUUCGGGCCAUGCUGUCCUGUCCCCCCCGCCGGCCCGCCCGCUCAAAUUUAAUGCCUACCUUUAUCAACGCCCAACGACGUCCUCUGCUCCUCUUCUCCUUUAGCUCCGUGAGAAUAGAAAGAGAGGGACAGUGAUUUUGGAGUUCUUGGUCAAUGGGUUUGACUGGAAAAGGCUUAUUAAACACGGAAAAGAAGACUCACCAUGGUUCUUGAAUUUUAAAAUUCGAAGGAGAGAGAGGAAAAAGCAGUGAAGAAGCAGAACAAGAAACAGCAAAUGUGGAAACGGGUUCGUGUUCUUCGGGGCAAAGGAAGGAAAUUUCCUCCAUUUUCCCUUCCCUCACUUUCUUUCCAGCGAGGACGCUUCUUCACUGAAUCUUGGUCUUGAUUUCGUCUCUGCCAUAUAUUAAUCAAAGGAAUCUUAUUUGAAAGAGAUAAGAGCCAUAAAAUUGGGGGAAAACAUGACAGAUAGUGCAGCUCCUAAACUUCGGCUUGUUAGGUGUCCGAGAUGCGGGCAGGUCCUUCCAGAAUCAGCAGAUUGUCCGGUAUAUAGAUGUGGUGGAUGUGGCACGAUUCUUCAAGCAAAAUGCCGGAAGAAUGAUGCCAAGGAUACAGGGUCAGAUGUCCAUGAGAAGAGUAGCAUCCCGACAGAGAAAUCAGCUUAUGGUUCUGAGGAUAAACAAUCAAGUAGCGUACAUAAUGAAAUGAUGAUUCCUUCAUCGGAAGAUGGUUCUGUAAACCUAAAUGAUGUGGGUGAACGGGACACAUCUCUCUGUCAUAAACCGGAGCAGGCAGAAGAGGCACCCUUUUGUAACGGUGACCUCAACAAUGGGGAGAGCGGAUGCGAAUCUGGGAAAGUUGACGUGGAGGAAAAUGAAGCACUUAAGGAGCCUUGUCUGCCUGCCACAGUUAGUUCUCCUGAUGAAGAUCAGUCAUCUCAACUUGGUGAAAAGGUGGAAGGUCAGCUAAAAGAAGAAAGUUUGCUAAUUCCUGAAGCAAACUCUGUGCUAGAAGCAAAUGAUGGUGAGAUUGACUCCAAGAAUGACAGCUCGAUAACAAUAUCCGGAAGUAGUUCGCAGGUUACCGAAGAGGGUCUGGUGGAAGAAGACAUUUUAGCCAAUGACGCCCCACAGUUGUCUUCUGGUGAACAGAAAGAGCAACUUCAGACCAAUGAUCACAUUCGUCGUGCUUUUGAGCGGAUGACCUCUAAGGAUACAUUUGCGAGCACGGAGUAUGUUGACCCUGUCUCUGAAUUCAGCGAUGCAUUAGGUGAUUUCUCCAUAUCACCAACUGCGAGAGGCUCUCAUGCUUAUGAAGGCAGCGUGUCUUCUUAUGACCCUUUUGAAGAUCAAUACCACGACAGGGACUUUCACAAGUUUAAGUAUCCUGGAGAGAAAAUGAAUUUUGUGCCUUCCAAAGAAUGGCGAAAUAGGGGCAAGUAUCAGGUGAAUGACUCGAUGGGCAGAGAUGCUCGACUUCAUCAUCCAGAAAGGCACUUUACACCGCCUUCUUUUUCUUCGGAUAUGGGGCUUUAUGCCAUGAAAGGAAGCAGAUGGGGCCAAAGUGGGAUGGCGCAACCCUCGAGCCAUGUCUCUCCUAGCAGGUACCAUAUAAGAUCAGAAAGAGAUGAAUUACCACCUAGGAUUCCUAGGCAACCGAGAGCUGGCUAUGAUCAUGGAAGUCCAUCGAGUCAAGUGUACCCUGAACAUGACAAGUUGAAGCUACUGAAGAUGGUCUAUGAACUGGAGGACCAACUUAAAAGGACAUGUAACCUGGAUGAGGUGGCUAGCGAAAGGGCUUCUGCGGGUUUCAACUGGAAGGAAAAGCGUAGCCGUAUGUACUACGACAGUGGCCCAUUGGAGGAGAGUGACUCUCUGGGAUUAAACAUGCCUGGAUAUCAUAGGAGAACUGAGCCACACAAUAGUUGGCGAUCCUCAAAAAUACCCUUCUCGGCUGAGAUGGCCAAAAGAAGUUACCAAUCCAACCACAACCAUCUGCAUCAUUUCCCUCCUGACUAUCGACGCUCCGAGCCUUUGCCUCCACCUAAUAUUUACAAUAGAGGCCUCUACAGUUUCCACGACACUCGGAAUCCCUAUAGUCCUUACAGCUCAUGUGCCUCGAGUCCUCAGCGUUAUAUGGACUAUGAGCCCUCAAUGGGGGAUAGUGACACUAACUCCAAUCAUCAGAGGUAUAAGAUCCGAGAAUUUAGCAAAUAUAAUAGGGAAAAUCAUGUGGUGAAGAGGCAUUUACGUCCUAAAGCUGGUGGCGCCCCACUCAUUAUUUGCAACCAAUGCUCGAAACUGCUGCAACUUCCUGCAGAUUUUCUGCUUUUCAAGAAAAGGUGUCAUCGACUGAAGUGUGGUGCUUGCAAGGCAGUGCUUAAAUUUUCAGUCCAAAACCAAAUUCAUGUAGUGCCAUACAUGCGGGAUGCCGAAGCGCCUCCACCUAGUGAGGCCGGUGACUAUGAUGACUCAAUGAAUAGAAGGAGAUAUUCCUCUACUUCUCAUGCCAAUGGUUUUCCACAAGCAGAACCUGUGUCUUGCUCUGAUGAUUACGGACUUUCCAUCUGUAAAAGCUGUUCAACAGAAGGCGAUCCUGCUUUAUUGGCACAGUUUCAUGCUCUGGAUGACAGUAGAGAGGAGGAGAAGAGGUUUUCUCUGAAUCGGUACCGAAAUAGACAAGGAAUCUACGAACCUGCCGGUUGCUCUGGGCAAGAUGAAAUAUCUCCCGAUGCCGAGGGGCUGUCCGGUAAAGGAAACUCGCCACUUCAUCAGCUUAUGGGGUAUUGUUCGGUGAGCCAGGUCUUUCGAGGGCCUGAACCAGCAGACGCAGGUGCAAGUUCAUCUAGCCAGAAAAAGUCAGGAUCUCGACAAUUUUCUCGCAAAGCUUAGGCCCGAGACAACAUGAACACGACCAUUACUGCUCUUCGACGUCGAAUCAUUUCAAGUUCUGGGAACUAAGAGGGCAAUGCUGCGAUGAUAGUUUGGAACCUUUCCUUACUGCAGAGAGAUUAAAGUUUCUUUUAGAUACACUGGAUGCAGAUUAUGAAGUUCAGCUCAGAUUUUCAGUGGUAGAGUUUCUUUUCAUAGUAGAAAGUAUACAAAGGUGCAAGGGAGGAUCUCCCAAUUGAUUUGUUUGUUUUUGUAAGUAAUUUCCCAUAUACCAACUACAAAUGUACACCGAAAUUUUCUGUGCAUGUACUUUAUGUUCACCCCGCCGCGGCGCAUCCGAAACUAAAACGAAGCCUAUGUAAAAAGGAUCUGACCAGUGUUCUCUUUUCUUGAAUUGGAGGGGUGAUUUGGUUUUAUUUUA
Molecule: messenger RNA, 3333 nt
Organism: Eucalyptus grandis
Lineage: Eukaryota; Viridiplantae; Streptophyta; Magnoliopsida; Myrtales; Myrtaceae
Product: protein ENHANCED DISEASE RESISTANCE 4
Exons: 3
Coding region: 483-2912 (809 amino acids)
Biological process (GO): regulation of defense response to fungus
Source: RefSeq, a predicted model, not a curated record